AUGAUUCCAACACCAACUUCGAAACCACCUUUGAUAAAUUAUAUAUCUUAUAUCAAAGUUCUUUCAAUUCACUCAUUCGAUCUCAUCAUUGAGAGUGUGUUAAAAAAUCAAAGUUUUAACGGCGAUUUGCAUACUUUAAAAUAUAAUAAAUUUCUGAUAUCACAAGAGUUAUUAAAAGCAUUCAUGUGUCAAAUUCCAUCAUUAAAAACUCUGGAUAAUCAUACGACAUCGGCAUCAAAUAUACAAUUUACUCUCUUCCCUGGGGCGAAGUAUUGUUUAACAAACCUAACAGUAUUUAGUUGUAAUUCAGAUAUUUAUCCGGAAUUUUUUUAUCAACUAGCUUCAAUAUGUCAUAAGAUACGAUCAAUAACCAUAAAUUUUAAAAACGAUAUUUCAGGUGGAUUAAAAGAAUUGAUUUUAUUUCAAAAUAAUUUGAAAUAUUUGAAAUUAACUGCUGGUAAAUGUGGAGAGAAAGUUUGGGCGGAUAUCAUACCAGCGAUAACCAAGCAUCAUGAUACCUUAACAAGGUUACAUAUAGAUAUGUUUCGGGUAGAUAUGCCAUUAUCAAUCAUUACCGUAUUCACAAAUUUACGAGAAUUGAUCAUGUCUUGCUUUGGAACUAGUCAUUUCAAGGUUUCAAAUGAAUUACAACGUGCGAUUUAUCCAAACUUACGAAUUUUAAGAAUUCCUUUUCAAUGUCCAAGUUCCGACAUUUUAACGAAACUUUUAGAGAAUAAUGGAAAGAACCUUUAUAAAUUAGAUUUAGGUGGGAUUGACAAUUCAUUAAAAUUAAACAUAGCUCAACUUUGUCCAAAUCUUAAAAAGCUUUACAUGAUGUUUGAAAAUGAUGAAAUGGAUAUCUUUAAAGGUAUACUUUGUAAUUGUCAACAUUUAGAAGGUAUUAAAGUUUGGUGUGGUUGUCCAUAUCUAGAUGAAAUGGAAAUGUUGGAGACUGUCGUAAAAUAUUCACCAAAAUGUUUUCAUGAAUUAAGGAUAUAUAGUAGAACUUUUCCCGAAUAUUUAGAAUCUUUCUUUUCAGGUUGGGAAAAUCGAACACCUCCAAUACCUUUAAGUUUGAUUAUUAAUAUUGGUAGUUUGGCAGAAAGUGAGGAGAAGAUUGAUAUUUGCAUGAAAACAACAAUUGCAAAGUACAAAAAUUUAGGAAUUAUUAAGAAAUUUGAAACUGAAGAAUUUGAAUAUGAAGAUUAUAUAUAA
Funneliformis geosporum is the source of this 1215-nucleotide messenger RNA. NCBI's taxonomy places the organism in Eukaryota, Fungi, Glomeromycota, Glomeromycetes, Glomerales, Glomeraceae. The record is from the annotation of a GenBank genome assembly.